AUUCAACCUGUAUUGGCUGUAUUCAACGUAGUAUUUAACUUGUAUUCAACGAAAAUAUUCUUCCAAUAUAUUUUUCUACCUCUCAGAAAAUAAACCUGUUACCGAUUUUGAAUUUAGAUAUUGGAAUAAUGGCUUACGAACACGAAAAUCUAGAAGAAGAAAUGAAGGUGAAAGUGGAAAAUUUAGAAAUCACUGAGGAGUUUAUUGAACCAAACGGAAAUAUUAUUGCCAGAGAAACUGGGAGAACAUCUUACGAGGCCAAUAUUGUGAAACUUGAGAGUGAUACUGGAAAGAAAGACAAAAAUGCAGCAAAGGAAAUAUUUGAGUGUUCUUUAUGUGAUUUUCCGACAAUCUGGAUAGGCAGUUUCAGAAGACAUCUGAAAGUUGUGCAUUUGAACGAAAGGGAUGUCAAAUGCUGCCUUUGCGACUAUGUAUCGAGUGAUAGUAUUACCGUUCAAAAACAUAUAAGUAGUGUACAUUUAAAAUUGCAAAAAUUCAAAUGCCAUCUUUGUGAGUAUUCAGCGAGGCGAAACACGCAUUUGACACGUCACAUUAAAUGUGUACAUUUGAAUUUGAAGCAAUUUAAAUGUGAAGAAUGUGCUUAUGCCUCAAAUGAGAGUAAUUCGUUGAAAUAUCAUAUACAGAGAGUACAUUCAGAUAUGGGAAUAAAUCCAAAACGUGAAAACUACAAAUGUAUUGUAUGUGAAAUGACUACAACUUCAAAACAGAAUUUGAACAAUCAUAUCGAAAGUGUUCAUUUGAAGAUUGAAGACUAUCAAUGUGAAUUGUGUGAAUAUAAGGCGAGUAGAAAAAAUCAUAUAAAAAGUCAUAUGAAAAAUAUUCAUUCGACUAAAAAGUGCAAAUUAUGUGAUUUUAGUACAACUGAGCAAAGGACUCUAAGAAGACACGUGAAAUACGAACAUACAGAAAAACUGUAGAAAAACAUCUAUCAAUCUUGAAGAGAUGUUUGAAUCAAUUUGUUUAUAUUCAACUAUGUAGAAUUAUACAUUUGUAUAUAUGUAAAUAUUUGGUAUUUUAUUUAUUUUUUUUUUAAUAUAAAUGAGAAUGAGAUUGAAUUCAUGUA
Messenger RNA from Harmonia axyridis, 1084 nucleotides. Its product is annotated as zinc finger protein 513-like. The record is from RefSeq and is a predicted model, not a curated record. Bases 129 to 938 code for a protein of 269 amino acids. The transcript is spliced from 2 exons. Gene Ontology annotation, biological process: regulation of transcription by RNA polymerase II. Gene Ontology annotation, molecular function: RNA polymerase II transcription regulatory region sequence-specific DNA binding; DNA-binding transcription factor activity, RNA polymerase II-specific. Lineage: Eukaryota; Metazoa; Arthropoda; Insecta; Coleoptera; Coccinellidae.